AUGACAGCUUUUACGGUUCUUUAUGAUAUUUUUCUCAUUCAUUGCUUGCUAAGCUUUUUAAUUGCUGUAAAUGCAUACAAGACUGCGCUUUAUCAUGUCAUUGGCAAAACAUCAAUUAUUGAAAGCGAGAAACACUUGAGAAGUUAUGGCGCCUUCCUUGUGAAAUUUUGUCUCGCUUGUCGGAUAUUUCAAGCAAAUCUAUCAUGUCUUCUCAACAAACCCACAAACAGCAAUUGUGGUGUUAUAUUUAAUUACUUGGAAAAAUGCCUUUUUAGGUUUUGUCGCUUUCCGGAAUGUUCAACCAUACAAGGUCAGAAGGCUUUAACAGAAUGUAGAGAAGUGUUCAGAAGGUUGCAUGAAAUUAAGAAAUCUAUUAAACAAAAAAAUAAUUAA
Messenger RNA from Clunio marinus, 393 nucleotides. The record is from the annotation of a GenBank genome assembly. NCBI's taxonomy places the organism in Eukaryota, Metazoa, Arthropoda, Insecta, Diptera, Chironomidae.